GUCAGAAACGGAGUCAGGGGGGGUUGUUCGUGGAAGGAACCCGAAUCAGCGAUUCCGGAAGUCGCAGCUUAUAAAUUUCGCUGAGCUAUCGGUCAAUAGUGGGUCAGCCGUGCUCUCGCAAGCAGAAGUGAGUUUUGCGGGAGCUGCCGUCCAAUAGUCCCGGACUCGGAAAGAUAUCUCACGCCGAUUUCCAGAGCGCAGCCAUGGCACCGUGGAAGAGAAACCGAGUUCAUUCAACCCUCGUCGGGGACAAGGCCAAGCGUUCCGAACUCCGAGCCGCUCCGACGGGCCCCGCGGAUUUACGCAAGCAGAUUCUCCGGGUAGAGCUCGAGAACAUCGAUGAUUCCAAUCAAUGGGCUCCACAGGCAGGUUCCAGACCAGACUCCAAGCGGAACCAUGGGCGGAAACCCGUCCAGGAUCCGAAGUUGAAUGGAAAACUCAUCCCUUCAGUCACCUUAGAGAAAUCAGCUAGUCUGGCGAAUCUCGCGGAAAGAGGGACGACGCUGUCGAGCUGGAGCCCGCCGUCAGCUUCCGAUGGUGAUAUCAGUCCGAGUCGGAUUCUUCGCACAAAAAACACGGGAGCCCGCAAGAGUUCGGUAGUGAACGGAUCUUCGCGAAUGGGAAAGCGCGCCAUAGGAUCUAGGAAACCAAUCGAAUACCCGGAAACGCUUCACCAUGUGACCGCCGACUGCAAACUUAACGGAGGUGUGGCUCCCCUCGUUGUGCUCAGGAGACUCGACAUGAGAGAGAUAUCGGACGAGGAUCUUCUCCCGGAGGAAUCGCAUUACUCAGUACAAAACUACAUAGCUAGAAGCGAUUCCGGAUUCCGAAGUAUCUCACGCACAACAACUCACAGAACCAGAGCGAUUCGAGAGCGGAAAGCACCCGGCAGACCUAGAAGAUCCGUACCACACCAGGAUCCGAAAGUUCAAAAAUUUCGACCAGUCCCCGAUAAUGAGAAAAAAUUGUAUGACGAAUUCCGUCUGAAGCAGGUCGCCGUCAGGCUGACGAAACUGCCGCUCUUGAUUCAAUAGUCGAAUUUCGGGGUGAACAAUGAUGCGUAAGCGUAUUCGCAUCACGUGGAGACAUACAUACAUGUGAGAGCUCUCAUAUACGGCUCCGGAUGAUCUCGUGUGCGCGAUGUCCCCUGCUCGCCAAAGAAGAAUAUUUAGUUUAAGAAAAUGAUCGCAUCGGAUCAGUUGAAUUCGAUGACGGAUCCAUGCCCGCUCCCGUUCGGCUGUGAAUUGUUGCGUCGUUGAUAAAGAGCCGAAUGGUUUCGCGCGAUCGUCGGUUUUCCAUGACUGGUAAAAAUGUUGCACAAUCCCGCUUUGUGGGAGGCGUUCUAUAUGAAUUAACAGGUACUCGCCCUCGCGAGAGGGUGCAUUCUUGCGAGAAUAAAAUGGAAU
Messenger RNA from Galendromus occidentalis (western predatory mite), 1406 nucleotides. RefSeq lists its product as uncharacterized. The coding region runs from base 204 to 1034 and encodes 276 amino acids. The transcript has 7 exons. Lineage: Eukaryota; Metazoa; Arthropoda; Arachnida; Mesostigmata; Phytoseiidae. The record is from RefSeq and is a predicted model, not a curated record.